GCAGGAAGCGGCAGGAGCGGCGCCCGGAGCUGCUGGGCCGGGCAGAGCCGGCCCGGCCUCUGUAAACGGCCGGGGGCUGCACCGGGACCCCUAGGCAGCGACGCGUCCCCGAGUGCUCCGCUGAACGCAGGAGGUCGAGACGCUACAGGGGGAGACAGAGACGGUGCCAUGGCUUCGCGGCUCCUGCACCGGCUGCGGCACGCUCUGGCCGGCGAGGGCCUCGGGGAGGCGGCGGCCGGUCCCGAGGUCGAGCAGUUCCCGGAGAGCUCGGAGCUGGAGGACGACGACGCCGAGGGCCUGUCCUCCCGUCUCAGCGGCACCCUUAGCUUCACCAGCGCCGAGGAUGCGGACGACGAGGACGAGGACGACGACGAGGACGACGGCCCGGACCCACUGCCCCGUGGGGACGAGGCGUCGGGAGAAGACACAGAACAGAACCCCCCACCUGAUGGGCAGCGGGGUAGUCAGCACCUGGCACGGCAAUUGCAGGAUUUCUGGAAGAAGUCCCGGAACACCCUGGUACCCCAGCGGCUGCUCUUCGAAGUGACCAGCGCCAAUGUGGUCAAGGACCCCCCCUCCAAGUACGUGCUCUACACCCUCGCCGUGAUGGGUCCAGGGCCACCAGAUCGCCAACCAGCCCAGAUCUCUCGCCGCUACUCGGACUUUGAGCGGUUGCACCGAAACCUGCAGCGGCAGUUCCGGGGCCCCAUGGCUGCCAUCUCCUUCCCCCGUAAGCGGCUGCGCCGGAAUUUCACUGCAGAGACCAUUGCCCGCCGCAGCCGGGCCUUUGAGCAGUUUUUGAGCCACCUGCAGGCAGUCCCAGAGCUGCGCCAUGCCCCAGACCUGCAGGACUUCUUCGUGCUGCCCGAGUUGCGGCGGGCACAGAGCCUCACCUGCACUGGCCUCUAUCGUGAGGCUCUGGUGCUUUGGGCCAAUGCCUGGCAGCUGCAGGCCCAGCUGGGCACCCCUUCGGGCCCAGAUCGCCCUCUGCUGACUCUGGCUGGGCUGGCUGUCUGCCACCAGGAGCUGGAGGACCCUGGGGAGGCCCGGGCAUGCUGUGAGAGGGCCCUACAGCUGCUGGGCGACAAGAGCCCUCACCCCUUGUUGGCACCCUUUCUGGAGGCCCACGUCCGGCUCUCCUGGCGCCUAGGACUGGACAAACGCCAAUCAGAGGCCCGACUCCAGGCCCUGCAAGAGGCAGGUGUGACCCCCACGCCACCCCCCAGUCUCAAAGAAUUGCUCAUCAAGGAGGUACUGGACUAACCUUGCCUAGACUUAAGGCCACCGUGGGGGGAUGCGCUAUCCCAGGAUGGCCAGGGGGUGGGCUUGGGUGCUGACGAGGACCCGGACAGCAGUUGGGAAGCUGUAGGGGGUGCUGGGAAUCCCUAGAAGUUCUCCAAAGAAUUUGUAGCAGACGCAGGAAACAUGGUUCUCCUGUUGAGCCAGGCUCAGGACCAGCCUUGGCUGGGGAUGUCUGGUACAGUGCAGGGAGGGAGUCUGAUACAGCCUCUUCAGCUUAUGAACAGCUGGGGGCUCUGCUCCAGGUCGAGGUCAGUGUUCCCUUUCCCUUGGGCCUCCAAGCCAGCGAGGCAGCCUGGCCGAAGGGCCAGGGGCUCUGACUCUGGUUGAUGGCUGGAGGGAGGGCUGCAGUUCUGGCCCAGGAGAAUUAAAGGCCAGCAGCUCCAGUGGCAUCAGUCUCUUUAUUGGAUGUGAGGGACAGAGGCCCAGCCCUCACUGUGACUCCUGCCUCGGGAGUAGAGGGAAAAGGGAGAUCCAUGAAGCCCCAGGCCAAGCUGGUACCUCUGGCUACAGCUUGCUCUCUGAGACCCGGGGCUUCACUCGGAUCACGCCCUCCUGGGAACAGGACACAGCCAGGACCCCGUCCCGACGCCACAGCUGCCCAUGUACCAGCGCCCGGGAGCCACCUGUGGGUAAGGAAAAGGGUAAGAACGGCCUCCUCUCUCCUUUGGCACAGCCAGAUGUGCUUCUUGAAAAGGGUGCAAUCCAGGUUGGGUUGCCACGUCCAGGGGCACACUGAGUGUUGUGGUCACCCCCAAUCUCCAAGUGCCUCUGUGUGAGCCUAGUAUGGUCAGUCGUUGGGGAGUAACUCCUCCCACGGGCUCCCCACUUGACCGUUUAAAAGCACUUUCACAUAUCCUCUGGCUUCCUCAAAAAGAUCAGAGGUUCUGAGAACAACCUUGGUCAGUAGCUUGGCUAAGCAGAACUGCCCCACCUCCGGCCACUUGGUGAGGAAACCCAUCAGUUCUCUUUAUACUAAAUCAAACCAGUCCCUCCAGGCUGGUAUUCCAUGAAAAAACACC
Molecule: messenger RNA, 2321 nt
Organism: Rhinolophus ferrumequinum (greater horseshoe bat)
Lineage: Eukaryota; Metazoa; Chordata; Mammalia; Chiroptera; Rhinolophidae
Gene: SNX21
Product: sorting nexin family member 21
Exons: 4
Coding region: 169-1263 (364 amino acids)
Biological process (GO): protein transport
Cellular component (GO): early endosome membrane
Molecular function (GO): protein binding; phosphatidylinositol phosphate binding
Source: RefSeq, a predicted model, not a curated record